GCCAUCCUGCACCAGGAGGGGCACAUGGACGACGCCCUGACCCUCACCCGCUCCCAGCACCAGGAGUCGCAGGCGGCGCGGAUGGUUUUCAGCACCACGGGGCUCUACGGGGCCUUCAUCAGGAGCCUGGACAGCCUGCAGGGCCGCCCCCGGGGGUCUCCUCCCCCCUCGCUGCCCAUCGCGGGGAUGAUCCUGAGCCUGCGGGACCUCAUCGGGUACCUGGAGCCGCCUCCCCCCGAGCUGCGGCACGAGCAGCGCCAGGGGCGGCUGCGGGCACUGCGGGGCCGCCAGAGCCUCUUCCAGCAGGAG
Messenger RNA from Corapipo altera (White-ruffed manakin), 309 nucleotides. RefSeq names its product ryanodine receptor 1-like. Gene Ontology annotation, biological process: calcium ion transport. NCBI's taxonomy places the organism in Eukaryota, Metazoa, Chordata, Aves, Passeriformes, Pipridae. Gene Ontology annotation, molecular function: ryanodine-sensitive calcium-release channel activity. Gene Ontology annotation, cellular component: Z disc; sarcoplasmic reticulum membrane; sarcolemma. The annotation marks the transcript as partial. The record is from RefSeq and is a predicted model, not a curated record. The transcript is spliced from 2 exons.